Penicillium pulvis is the source of this 2157-nucleotide messenger RNA. RefSeq names its product acetoacetate-CoA ligase. The transcript has 5 exons. Lineage: Eukaryota; Fungi; Ascomycota; Eurotiomycetes; Eurotiales; Aspergillaceae. Gene Ontology annotation, cellular component: cytosol. Bases 1 to 2157 code for a protein of 718 amino acids. The record is from RefSeq and is a predicted model, not a curated record. Gene Ontology annotation, biological process: lipid metabolic process. Gene Ontology annotation, molecular function: acetoacetate-CoA ligase activity.
AUGGUUGAACAUGCGAUGCCCCGCAAGCUCUGGGAGCAUAAAAAUAUCCAAAGCACAGAGAUGUACAAGUUCAUGCAGAUGAUAAAUGCAACACAAGGCACCAAACUAGAGACUUUCACCGGGCUCUACGAGUAUUCCAUUCACAAUAGAUCCGCUUUCUACGCCCAGCUGUUUGAAUGGGCCAAUAUUAUCCACGAAGGCUGUUACUCCAUCGUGGUUGAUGAAGCCGCGCCGAUAGAUAGCGUUCCUCGUUGGUUCUCGGGCGUGCGCUUGAACUGGGCUGAGAACAUACUCUACUCUCGCGGUGCAUCUGAUGCAAAAGACCAUAACGGAAUUUGUGGUAAGGAGGAUGACAAGAUUGCCAUCACAGCGAUACGCGAGGGUAAUACAGAGAAACGCAACGUAUCAUGGAGUGAGCUGCGUCAUGAUACAUCUCGGUUGGCCUCGGCACUCGCUGGGCGUGGGGUGCAGGAGGGAGACCGUGUUGUCGCUAUCGGCGCCAAUUCGUACAGCACUUUGCUUGUGUUCUUGGCUACAACGUGGCUUGGUGCAAUUUUCACAAGCGCGUCUACCGAUAUGGGUGUUAGCGGAAUUUUGCAAAGGGCUGUCCAAAUCAACCCCAAGGCAAGUUUCCUUUUGUGUUGCCCUUUUGCAACUUUUGUCUUCUUCGACGACGCAGCUGUAUACAACGGCCGGACCUGGGAUCUUCGAGAAAAGAUGACUGGCACUAUCAAUGGUCUGAAAAGAUGCUCGAACUUCUCAAAACUAAUUGCUAUUCCCCGGUUUGAUCAGCCAUUGGACGUGUCCAGCAUUGCUAAAUCCGAGACAUGGUCGUCAUUCUUAGGCUCAUCGGCUGCUGCCAAUGGACCAAAAGCGCCCCCAUUUGCCCGCAUACCGUUCCACGCACCCUUUUUGAUAUGCUACUCCUCGGGGACAACAGGGAUUCCAAAGGCAAUUGUCCACACCGUCGGAGGCGUGAUUCUAAACGUUACCAAGGAGGAGCGGUUGCACCACCGUACAUCCGCCGAUACUAUUGCUUUGCAAUUCACCACAACCAGCUGGAUAAUGUACGUGCUUCAAGUGGCUGGGCUGCUCAUGGGCGCCCGUCUGGUCUUGUACGAUGGAUCACCAAUGUUGCCAGAUUGGAAGGUGCUUGUUGAGAUACUCGGCGAGCAGCAUGUUACGAAGUUCGGAACCAGUCCACGCUGGCUGAGCGAGCUAGCCAUGAGCCACGUCAACCCGCGAGACAUUGUCAAGCUGGACAGUCUACAGGUUGUUACUAGUACGGGGAUGCCACUAGCAGACCAUUUGUUUGAAUGGGUCUAUGAUGUUGCCUUUCCUCCACACGUACAGCUGAUCAACAUGUCAGGAGGUACUGAUAUUGCAGGAUGCUUCGGGACCGGCAAUCCGCUUAGUCCCGUCUUCGUAGGCGGUACUCAAGGUCCGUCACUCGGGGUGCCGAUUGCUAUCUAUGACGCCAGCUCUUCCGGUAGCGUAGGGUCACCUGUAGCCCUCGGAAAGCCUGGAGAACUGGUUGCCACAGCUGCAUUCGUUAACAUGCCGUGCUUUUUCUGGGGAGACUCAGCCGGCUCCAGCCCAGCCCCUGCUGCGCCUCCUGGAUCCCGAUAUCACUCAUCGUACUUUGCACGCUUCGACCACGUUUGGACGCAUGGAGACUUUUGCAUCAUCCAUCCAAAAACUCGCAGUAUCCACUUCAUGGGCCGAGCGGAUGGUGUUCUCAAUCCAUCUGGCGUACGAUUCGGGAGCUCAGAAAUCUAUGCGGUGGUCGAUGCACAUUUCUCAGACCGCAUCACCGAUAGCCUAUGCGUUGGACAAAGAAGAAGUAUUGAUCUGGAUGAGAGUGUCAUGCUCUUUGUGCUCAUGCGCAACGGUCAGACUCUUGACAAGAAUCUCGUGAGAGACAUUAAAGCGGCCAUAGCAAAGGAGCUCAGCAAAAGACAUGUACCGAAGUACAUCUUUGAGAUGCCCGAAUUACCAAUCACAGUAAACCACAAAAAAGUUGAGCUACCCGUCAAGCAGAUAGUGUCCGGCCAACCAGUUCAAUUAAGCGGCACGCUUCUGAACCCUCGGAGUCUCGAGUAUUUUCAUCAGUUUGUGCAGGUGGAGGAAUUGGGAAGCCGACCAAGUAAGCUAUAG